This is a messenger RNA of Ostrea edulis (European flat oyster), 540 nucleotides long. RefSeq lists its product as uncharacterized. NCBI's taxonomy places the organism in Eukaryota, Metazoa, Mollusca, Bivalvia, Ostreida, Ostreidae. The coding region runs from base 1 to 540 and encodes 179 amino acids. The transcript has 3 exons. The record is from RefSeq and is a predicted model, not a curated record.
AUGGACAACAUAAAAAUUUUGGAUGGACAGUGGCAUGUGCGAAAUGGGAAAAGAUGGAACAUGAGAUCAAAUUUCGUAUUCGAUAUUUUAUAUGAAGUGGCUCAUCCACAAGACUCCAUUUAUGUGGUAGAGGUGACAACGGACAGUGGCCAGAAGGGAGAGGCUUUCUUCAAAGCUGGAGACUUGCAUAAUCCAAAAGAUUUCCAAACCUCCCUUAACCGCACUUUUAAAGUUGGAACCCUGCUGUGCCAUUUUAAGCAAGUGGAGUUACUGCAGUUGGUGGCACAAAUGGCAUCAGAGGCCAGAAGACGAGCAGAGGCAGUGACAUAUAGGAGAAGAAUGGUGCUAAAUGCGGGGAAACAAGAAGGAACAUCCAUCAUAUUCCUUAGUCCAAAUCAGAUUAUGGACAUUUCAACUGGUGCCAUGGUAAUUACUGAGCAAAGAAAGGCUAAAAUUAAUCCAUCCCAUGGAUUGCCCAUUCAUGUGGCUGAAGGGCGAAAUUGUGAACCUGAGAGGACCCAAGAUGGAUCUAGUGCAUGA